CUUCAGGCAGUUCAGGCUGCUGUCAGCGGACGUAGAAGACCAACUUUGAUUUUAUUUUUCAUCUACUGCCUUCAAGAUUUUAUGAUUGAACGAUAAAGAAAUCAAAUUUAUAAUCUCAGUUGCAAAAGGAAAUCGAUCAUUUAUGCUGAUUUCCAAAGGAAAAUCCUUAAAAAUGAAGAAAUUAGAGGCAUUUUGACACUUUUUGUGUCCUGGUCAUAAUACGCUAUGAAGAAGAAAAAAGAUGAGGCGGUCAAUGCAGUUCCUGAAGAUCAAGGAGUUGCCCGUACAAAUAAACAAACGAGUAAAAAGAAAACUAAAGAGGAGGCACCGCGAUAUCGAAAUUGGGAAAAAGAUCGCCGUGACCGCUUAAAUGUUGCUUUCAAUGAUUUAGCAAUAAUCAUAUGCGAGUCGAUGCCCCCAGUGAAAAAAAUUGAAAUUGUAACCAAGGCAAGCGAGUGCAUUCGACAACUACGAGAUGAAAUCGAGCAAAUAAAAAAGGUUAGCGGGCUCGAUCAAUCUUUACUAGAUCGAGAAACUGAUAAACUGAAGGCCCAGAUGGAGGAGCUGAAUAAAAGAAUCGAGCGUCUAGUCAUGUACCUGGAAGAAUUGGGAGGUGAAAGGCCGGUGUGGGUUUCGCUGCCCCCAACUACUCCUGCACCACCUGAUCUUGGAAAGCGUCCUUUGCAGUAUUCGAAUAAAUUGAAUCCAGCAAAAGUCAAAGAGCUGUUGAAUGUACCAAAGAAAAAGGUUACAAAAAGGUUGCAGAAUGCUAAGAAGAGGGCGCUGAGUAAAAAAUCAGCCAUGGUGCGGAAGAAGAGAUUGGUGCCUAAGGUGACGAGUAUGAGUCAAUUGCCUGCAGGAAUACUUCUUUUCAAGAGCUGUCUGCCGGAGAACACGCCAAAAGUUGUCAUCGUGCCUCCACCUCCGCCAUCACAAACCCUAGCUCCACCGGUUAUUCUUUUGCAACCUCCACAAAAGACCCAAUUGAUCCUGUCAAAGCCUCCAACUGACAAGGUCAUCAUUGCACCAAACGUUGUCCAGAAAAAGGUUGUUGCAAAGAAGACAAAGAAAGCUCUGACCCCGAAAAACGUCAAGACCAUUAGGCACAGCAUUGAUGCCCUUUGCAAAAAGCAGCAGUCAAACGAAGUACCUUCGAAAGAAGCUGCACAACCUGUGAUACUUUCUCAGCCUGAAAACAAUGCAGCGGCAAAAACACCACAGGCAGAAACUCAGCAGCCAAGCAAUCCUCCCAACAAGGAGAAUGAAUUUGUGAUCAGGCCUGAAUCGGCCAAGAAUCUGAGCGAGCCCAGUCCCCAGAGCCAAAGCGAAUCGACCCUUCCUCAAAGCAAACAAUUGGCACCACCUGCUGAGAGUCAAAGUGUCCAGCCCCCUCCAGCAACGUCUUUGCCGCAACAGAUUCCCUGUCCCGAUUUGCAAAAGUCGGCGCCUGCGAUUCCGAUAAUCCCCACCUCGGAAUAUCAGCAGUCGGCAACAACCUCAACCCAGAACAAGCCGAGCCACAAUGACCCUGUCACAAGUGCAAGGAGCUUCGUCAACACUCAAACCACCUUCACCCACCUCAAUCAGACGCAAACACACUUCCAUUCUCCGCUGCAACCCCUAAACCAGGUCAACCAACCUAAAGAACAGGAGCAGGUGUUCAGAAAGAGCAUUCCGUUCACCCACGAGGCUCCUCUGCCUCCGACGACAAUGAAUUCUUCACAGUCUGAGACAUUUACCCAUCUGCGCACCAACAUCCUUCCCACCUUCUCGACCUUUGGGGAAAUCUCAGGUCCCCACUGCAACCAGACAUUUACCACUAUUGCGACUCCCUCUUCUGAUGCUUUGCACAAGAUGACGUUCACUAACGAAAUUUUUUCGCACCAAGUUCCAAAAUCAAUGCCCUUCAGUCAGAGCCAGAAUUUUGCGCCCAAGUCGACACUGACCAGCACCACUUUCUCCCAUGAAAAGUCCAUAACUCAGACGCAACAGGUGAUGGGAAAAACGCCUCAGUUUCAUCAGCAGCAACAAGAGCAGCGGCCGUUUUUCCUUGACCCGACAAGAACUCCCGAGUUUCCCUCGGCGGAUCCCAUUUUCAUUGGCCCGCAGCCUCCGAUGGCCACCAUCGUGGAGCAGCCGAAGGACACAACCUCUUUGUAUCCGUACAGGGGAGACGAGCUCUCUGACAGUGGGCAGCGAAAUGAGACUCUCAACACAAGCACCUUUUCAAGCGACAUAUUUGCCUCCCUUCAUGUUCCGUCAGGCCAUCCCGAGUCGAUUUCGCCGACUGCAGCCUUCCUUCACACGUUCCCGCUUGUCUCAUCAGGGCGAAACGAAAACGCCGAAAGAGGAGACGGUACAGCCAGCACUUUGCUUCAGUUAGGCUCUUUGGAUGAAGGCAACCAGCAGAUGGAACUUGGCACGCUAAUUCCUUCCAUCGAACAGGAAAAGCAGCAGCAGUCGGCUAACAAGAGAUCGAACAAGAGCUUUCCAGUCGACCUUUAUCAAAUCGAGUCAGAGUAUGACGCAGAGAUUAGUUCCAUUAUGUCUUCAAAUGCUUCCACCCCCAAGAGACAAAACAAGCCAAAUCCAUUCCAACAGCAAAACAAACAGCAGAAUUUCAAUUUCUACCAACAGCAACAACCGCAGUUUAAGAAAAGGGCCAUGGCUGCACCGCAAAAACCUGUGCAGAAAGAAGCGAACCGCCCCAGAGACCAGAUUUCUUACAAGUCCAACCAAUGCCCUACCUACUACCAACCUGAUCAUCCACCUCCUUCGGUGCCACUGAACCUUCCUGUCCCUCAAACGACAACAAAUUUUAUGCCAUGGAAUAAUAUUGAACCUCAGCAAUCUCAGAGCCGAGGGUUGCAACAAAACUUCAGCUGCAACAAUAGACAGUCUCAGCAAGCAGCCCCACAACAGCAGCAGCAGCAAAAGGAGGUUCAACGACCUCCUGUCAACUGGAUGACCAAUGACGUCCGACAUGAUGACAGCGCAGCAAACAUUUUUGACUUUGAUUGGAACAAGCAAGCGCCCCUUCCCACUUUGAUUGGAGAUCUCGCUCUGGGUCCAACUCCACCAACGCCCAGGAAAAAGGACAGCGCCUGCAAGUACAGCGGUCAAAACUUCCUCUCCGUCAGCCAACUCGUCGAAGUGCCAAAAGAAAAGGCCAAACGGCGCCUUGUCAACAAACAGAACGGGAAUUCAGCACCUGCUCGGAGAGUUGAGAGAAACCCUAAGCAAACAGGCGUCAACCAGCAGCAGCAGCAGCAGCACCAAGUCUGUCCAGACUAUCACAGCAUCACCAACUGGCCUGCGCCAAAGCCGUCUUGCAAAACUGUGCCAAGCAGCUAUUCAGCUGAAUCUCUUAUUGGACCUCAAGACAAUGCUGAAAAAACAGACAACAGGUACAGCCAGCGCAUGUCACGAAAUUAUCCACCCCCUGAGCAGAACAACUUCUUCCCUGCUGAACAGCAGUUUGAUUACCAUCAGCCUCAGUACGACUGCAGUUCGAUGUAUCAACCAAACACCUCAUUUGCCAGCAUAGUCACAUCAUCAAGUUCUGCAAACUCGAUUGUACCAACGUUUGGCCAAGAACUGAAUCUGUUUUCCUCGUCGCCGCAAAAGAGCUCGGCUGUCAAUAACAAGAGAAGAAACGACAAUUUUUAUGUCGCAGAGUGCAACAGAAGGUCCACACAGCAAUAUGUUCAGCAAAGUAGACCAAGUCAGCAACUGAAUGUGGCCCCAAGUGCCGCUUCAAGCUCCUCCUUGACAAACUUCAACUUAAGCACCAUAUUCCCAGAAAUCAACAAGCCUGCCAUUGCACCGCCUUUGACACCCUUCAUAGGGGCCAAAUCUCAGAAUUCAGACUAUGUUAUCCCGCCGCCCCCAGUUUCUUUCAACAAUUUACUGAUGACGCAAACACCACCUCAGGUGACUUUUCCAGCACCAAACUUCACAAUGGGUGCGGGCAUUCAAUUCCCAGUGCAACACGAGAACUGAAUAAUUUAAAAUAUGUGAUAUUUAUGUAAUUUAAAGAAUAGAACUUCAAAAUUUCAUUCUUCUUUAAUCCGUUGUCAUCUUUUUGUACAUGUAUAAUAAAAUUAUUAUGGAACUACA
Molecule: messenger RNA, 4119 nt
Organism: Neocloeon triangulifer
Lineage: Eukaryota; Metazoa; Arthropoda; Insecta; Ephemeroptera; Baetidae
Exons: 11
Coding region: 226-4002 (1258 amino acids)
Molecular function (GO): protein dimerization activity
Source: RefSeq, a predicted model, not a curated record